CGGCGGGUGGGGCCGCCCUUCUUAAAGCGGUAGCGACCCAUUUCGGUGGGGCGUUCUGCUCCCGCGGCAGGGCCGGGCACCGGUCGUGCGCCACCCCUGAACCCGAGUUGCAGCCGGCGCUGUUGGAGCGCGGCCGCGUUCACAGCGCGGUGUGCGGUGUGCGCCGGCAGCGCUCGGAGCGGGCUGGCACCGCGGGACGCUUUAAGGGCAGCGGGCGCUUUAAGGGCAGCGGCCGCCCCGCGCGGCUCGGCGGCGAGGGGGCGUGGCGAGGGUGACGUCACCGCAUGACUGUGUUUUUAUGAAUGAAAAGAAUCCGCGGGUGAGUAAUCGCGGGGAGCGAGCUUGGAGGCGCCGCCCGACGCCCCGAGCCGGCAGCGGCCCCGCGGGACCAGCGCAGCCGCCAGCAGGGCCGGAGUGAGGAAAGGAUGGCUGCAGACGGGCUCUCCAGCAAGGCUUUGAAGGUGAAGCGGGAGCUGGGGGAGAACACUCCACUGCUGUCGGAUGAGGAGCUGAUGGGGCUGUCAGUGCGGGAACUCAACCACCACCUGCGGGGCCUCUCCAAGGAGGAGGUGGCGAGGCUGAAGCAGCGUCGCCGGACGCUGAAGAACCGCGGUUACGCUGCCAGCUGCCGAGUGAAGCGCGUCUGCCAGAAGGAAGAGCUGCAGAAGCAGAAGAUGGAGCUGGAGUGGGAGGUGGACAAGCUGGCCCGGGAGAACGCUGCCAUGCGCCUGGAGCUCGACACCCUCCGUGGCAAGUACGAGGCCCUGCAGGGCUUCGCCCGCACCGUGGCCACUCACGGGCCCCCCGCCAAGGUGGCUACGGCCAGCGUCAUCACCAUCGUCAAGUCCGGCACCAACCAGGCCGCCUACUCCUAGUGCUGGCCUCCGUCCCCCGGCUGGACGCAGUCCGCCCCGGGGUGCCUUCCCCGUGAAUUGCCUCCCAGCCCUUCCCCAACCUCCUCCCUGUCAGGACCUGUGCCCAAAAUCCUCUUUCUCCCAUUCCUUGACCUCCAGCUCCCCCAGGUAGGGAGGGCUGCUGCUAUGUGGGUGCUUGGAUGGAGAACAGGGCCUCACUGGUGGCCCCCAUAGCCCCCUCCCCUCUUGGGUGUGCAGACAGGAGAGAGCGAACCCACACAGUGGGGAAGCAUCCCACAGCUCCAAGCUGGUAGGAAAAUGCCAGGUGCCUCUUUUUUGUGAGAGGGCAUGGGAGAGCUAUAUGUGGGCCAGGCAGUCCGAGGAGCAUGUGCCAGAGAGGGAAAAAAGGAGAGAGAGGUUUUGCAGUGUAGGGGAAGAAGGCAUGCGAGAAGGGUAUCGGCAUUGGGCAGACAACCAGGACCACAGCUGGGAGGAGGUGGCAGCAUGUCUGAAAUCCCUGGGGAUGCAGAUGGCAAGGGAAGGUGAGCAGGUCAGAGGGGGAGAUAAAGUGGCUGCGUGUUAGUGCCUGGUAAGGGUGAAUGCAAUGGGAAAGCACUGUGGCAGCUUGUGGUGCUGGGGAACCCCAGAGGUGACAGUGAUUGGGCAGGGGGGAGCUGGGAGAUGUGAGUGGGUCAGCCCAGGCUGUUGUCCACUAAGGGGAGAAGCAGUGGUUCUGUUUGAUCUUUCUCUAUCGUGCACAUCCUUCACGCCUCUUCCUGCUGACGGGACACUCAGCCUGGCCGGGUGUCUGAAGUGCAGCAGCACCGGCAGGAAGGAAGCAGAGGCAGCUGGAGCAGAGAUAAACACUGUUUUGCUCAGCACAGGCCAGCUUGUAUGGCCCCCCAAGCCCUCCCUGGUGCCCCACCACCUACAAAGCCCAUGGAAAGGUGCUCCUGGCCCUCAGAGUCAGAGAUGUGGAGGCAGAGAGAGGGGUGGAGGUGCAGGAGGUGGGAAGUAGGGGUGGAGAGCAUCCCUGCUCCUUGGAGCUGCCUGGCAGGCAGAUAGGCUCCUCCCUUUGGUUUUCCUCCAGCUUGGACACCGGUGUGGGACAACCGGCUCUUGAGCAGGCUGAAAGGCUGGAGAAGAGCUGGGUUGGCUAAAUGCAGGCAGCACAGGGGAGGGAGCAGGAGGCAGGUCCAUCUCGGGAUCUGCUGCUGCAGAUGAUUCCCCCACCCCUCCGUUCUGCCCCUGCCCGGGUAUCGCCACGCCAGCCGCCCUCGGCUGCAGCCUCCAUUCUUCCCUGUAGAGGUGCCUGCCACUCCUGGAUGGGGCACUGUGGUUGGCAUCCCCCACCCCGACUCCUCUUGGGUUUAUUUAUUGCACGAACAUAAGUUAUUUUCACGUCCUCUUUGCCAUUCCGCCUCUCGGCACAGCCAGGAUGUUGGUACAGAGACGUACUUUAUAUUUUAUAUAUGCAAAUCACAUUUUAUCUUAUACUUAUAUAGAGCAAAAAAAAAACUUAUUUAUUUUCUGACUUACAGUAUGUGUCCUACCUGACUCCUCUGUAUUUUGUAGACUUUACAAAUAAAGCAAGUUUUGGUUUGUUUUUUUUUCCA
This is a messenger RNA of Onychostruthus taczanowskii (white-rumped snowfinch), 2470 nucleotides long. It is a transcript of the gene MAFF, whose product is annotated as MAF bZIP transcription factor F. Gene Ontology annotation, cellular component: nucleus. Bases 426 to 875 code for a protein of 149 amino acids. Gene Ontology annotation, molecular function: DNA-binding transcription factor activity, RNA polymerase II-specific; RNA polymerase II cis-regulatory region sequence-specific DNA binding. The transcript has 3 exons. Gene Ontology annotation, biological process: regulation of epidermal cell differentiation; regulation of transcription by RNA polymerase II. NCBI's taxonomy places the organism in Eukaryota, Metazoa, Chordata, Aves, Passeriformes, Passeridae. The record is from RefSeq and is a predicted model, not a curated record.